AUGGCUCGCUGUCGACGGUUUUCUUCCCGUGGAAGUCUAGAGGAAGACACUGCUUCUGCCCGCACGCCAAUGGCGCAGCAUUGCCAUACAUUCAAGCGUAGAUCCGCCAGGACCGCACCCAGACAUGGCAAUACUAGCAUAAAAGAGUCAAUGACGGACAAGUCGCAGAAGAAGGUUCGUAAGGCAUGUGUGAGAUGCAGAAUGAAGAAGACCAAGCCCUGGAAGUUGGCUGAGCCUCAGCUCAAUGAACACGGCCAACCCGUCGCCCAACACAUCGCGAAGCUCUUGGGCUGCGUUCCACCAAACAGCGAGAUCGAUCUCCCAGUGCAAUCCGUCUUCCCCGAAGAUGCAGACAGCAUGGAGGAGCUGUAUCGCGAGCUGGAAGAACAUGAGAGGUCUGAAGCUACAUCCACGCCGAGUCUUGCGACAGACAAGGAGUUGACCUGCGACGAAACUGCGAUAUCGGAAUCGCAAGACUCAGAUAUUGAACUUCCCUAUUACGCGGUCGAUUGCGGCACACACGGUACCGUGAAUCCACCGCUCCAGACUGGGAGUAAUGACCUGGAUUUCGAGGGGGCUGCAGCCGCUGACAUGUACGGAAAUACACUGUUUCCCGAUACUCCGCUCUCACCUUUCACAUGGUCCAGGUACAACGCCGGGUAUAGCGACUUGACAAUGUGUCUUCUGCAAAAGGCCGGCGUAAUGCAGGGUAAUGGCAUGCUCCAACAGGGUCUGUUAGGACCUGAGUUUGAUAGCACGGAGCCAUACAUCCUGUCUGGCGAUCUAGAGGGGAGAUAUAGAAGGGUACAAUGA
Messenger RNA from Fusarium oxysporum Fo47, 813 nucleotides. RefSeq lists its product as uncharacterized. The coding region runs from base 1 to 813 and encodes 270 amino acids. Lineage: Eukaryota; Fungi; Ascomycota; Sordariomycetes; Hypocreales; Nectriaceae. The record is from RefSeq and is a predicted model, not a curated record. The transcript is spliced from 2 exons.